AUGUAUUCUUUCAGCAAAAUUCAGCUGUGAUAACGAGGCAAAAAGUUAUAUAAAGGAGAAAAGUCGAGUAUUGAAUUUGGAUCGCAAAGCUUUACUGAACGGUGAAUACUCGGAGCACAUAUAAGCUAUUAUUGAAUUUAAAUAUGAAAGAACUUUGUUUGGUUUUCGUAGCAGGACUGCUGUUAGUUCUUCUUCUUUCAUGCGAAUGUGGAUCACAAAAGUGCAAGAAGAAGAUGGAGAAGUUCUCCAUUAUUCCUCAGUUUGCUGAUGAUGUGGAUUCAACCGACGUAGAGAUAACUUAUCCUCCAGAUGAAACACUGAAAUGUGGGAACAAAAUUUCUAUUGUAAAUACUGCAUUGCUACCAACAAUUAAGCACGAUGUGACUGGAAAAUGUGAAAACGUCACUGUAACCUUGUUUGGUUUCGGCCCAUUUCCUGUCUUAGGCGUUCCAUUUGCCCAUUGGUUAGUAUAUAACAUCCCAGCAUCUGCUUUAGCGAACGGUUACAGAGGAAUAGAAGGAGAUACGGAAAUUAAAUAUUUGCCUCCUCUCGCACCUAACAUCAAAAACAGGUACACAUUCUUCAUUUAUUGCCAGAAGGAGUUCAUUCAGCCCGGUAAUAAACUCCUUGCAAAUGUUGAUAGACUUAAUUACCAGCCAAAGAGUGUUGCUAAUGCUCACAAUCUCGGAAACCCAAUACUUGCGCAGUUUCUUAUUUUGGUACUCGCUAAUACAGGUCCGUUUGAAGAUCCUCUUUAAUUAUUGAAAAGUUGAAAACAGGUGCACAUUCUUCAUUUAUUGUCAGAAGGAAUACAUUCAGCUCAGUAAUAAAAUCAUUGUAAAUAUUGAUAGAAUUAAUUACCAGCCAAAGAGUGUUGCCGAAGCUCAUAAUCUCGGAAACCCAAUACUUGCGCAGUUUCUUAUUUUGGUACUCGCUAAUACAGGUCCAUUGGAAGAUGCUCUUUAAUUAUUGGAAAGAUAAUUCUAGCCAUUUCUCCGUUACUACUGCUGAAUUUGCGCAAUAAGGAAUAAAAUUAGUUAUUGAAACUAA
Messenger RNA from Stegodyphus dumicola, 1050 nucleotides. Its product is annotated as 26 kDa secreted antigen-like. NCBI's taxonomy places the organism in Eukaryota, Metazoa, Arthropoda, Arachnida, Araneae, Eresidae. The record is from RefSeq and is a predicted model, not a curated record.